Messenger RNA from Pseudoliparis swirei, 3199 nucleotides. It is a transcript of the gene notum2, whose product is annotated as notum pectinacetylesterase 2. The transcript is spliced from 12 exons. NCBI's taxonomy places the organism in Eukaryota, Metazoa, Chordata, Actinopteri, Perciformes, Liparidae. Gene Ontology annotation, molecular function: hydrolase activity. The record is from RefSeq and is a predicted model, not a curated record.
UCCAUAUGGUGGCACUAUAAAGCUCACGGCCGAUUUCCAGGCUCCAUCAAAACCUGCUCGAGGCUUCAUCUCUGCUCGUGGCCGGCAGCAUCCUCUCACUACCUGAUCACUGAGCUCUGAACUUCUCACUUUGUCCCUCAGCAGCACCGCUGAGCCCUGGGGUGCCUCAGCCACCGUCUUCAAAGCUGAUUCAUCUUGGAGAAACAUGAAGACCCUCGGCACGGUAACUCUCUUGCUUUUGCUCUCGGGAAUCUGGUGUCAGAACAACCCGAAUUCUAAAGCUGGUGGCAAGUCCACCAAGAGGUCUGGUGGGAACCAAGGAGGUGAUGUGCACCAGUCUCCCCCCGUAGUGGAUCUGAGUCCGGGAGCAGCUGGAAGCAGUGGAAGCACUAGAGGCACCGGAAACUCUGGAAGCGCUGGAAGCUCUGGGACCAUUGGGAGCUCUGGGAGCACUAGAGGCACCGGAAGUUCUGGGAGCUCUGGAAGCACUGGAAGCACUGGGAGCUCUGGGACCAUUGGGAGCUCUGGGAGCACUCGAGGCACCGGAAGCUCUGGGAGCUCUGCAAGCACUGGAAGCGCUAGAGGCACUGGAAACUCUGGAACAACUGGAAGCACUAGAGGCACUGGGAACUCUGGAAGCACUAGAGGCACCGGAAGCUCUGGGAACUCUGGAAGCACGAGAGGCACUGGGAACUCUGGAUCCACUGGAAGCACGAGAGGCACUGGGAACUCUGGAAGCACUAGAGGCACUGGACGCUCUGGGAGCUCUGGAGGCUCUAGAGGCACAGCUGAAGCAGGUCGGGAGGGCGCCGCAGGAGCUCGAGCAGCUGGCCGACAGACGGACGACAUGAGGCUGCACUUCCUCAAGAACAACCAGGUCACAUGUAACGACGGAACAGUGGCCGGGUUUUACCUAAAGGAGUUCAGAGGAAGCCGCCGAUGGCUGUUAUUUCUGGAAGGCGGCUGGUGCUGCCACAGCAAAGAUACCUGCGAUGCCAGGUACCAAAAUAUACCCAGACUUAUGAGCUCAUCGGAGUGGCCCCAAACAAAAAGAGGAACUGGAAUAUUGUCUUCUCAAGCGCAGGAAAACCCACAUUGGCAUAAUGCAAACAUUGUAUUCAUCCCUUACUGCUCCAGUGAUGUAUGGAGUGGCAUGGGGGUUGCCCCGACCCCUCCUCCAAGGUCCCGGCAAGGCAGGGAGAAAGACAGCGAUGGAAAUACUAAUGCGACGGAGUACACCUUCAUGGGAUCCCUGAUUAUCCGCGAGGUCGUCAAAGACCUCAUUCCCAAAGGAAUCAAGCAGGCCAAGGUUGUCAUGCUGUCUGGCACCAGUGCGGGAGGAACGGGUGUUUUGCUGAACAUCGAGCGGGUGGCCGGUCAGCUGGAGUAGCUCGGCGCGGCAGACGCUCAGGUCCGAGGCCUCGUGGACUCGGGGUGGUUUCUCGAGAGCAAACAGCCGAGAUCGCCCAUCUGCCCCGAGACUAUUUCCUGCUCGCCUGAAGAUGCCAUCAAGAUCGGACUCAGGUUAAGAAAUAUUAAAAUUUUAUGAGAUAGGAUUUUAGAGUUAUAUAUUGAAGGUGUGUGCUUCUUUGGGCACAAACUGUACUCGACCUUGACCUCUCCUCUGUUUGUCGUGCAGUGGCUGUUCGACGAGGAGCAGCUGAGAGUGGAGAACAUCUACAUGGGGGGACAGAGUCUCUCUGAGGAGCAGUGGCAGUACAUUCAGAACCUGGGCAGAGAGCUCAAGAUCUCCCUGAGAGAUGUCAUGGCAGUGUUUGCUCCGUCCUGCCUCUCCCACACAGUGAUUACCAAAAGCAACUGGAUAAGUUUCCACGUGAAAGGCACCUCUCUGCCACGGGCGCUGCACUGCUGGGACCGGAGUCUGGAGGCGGCCCGCCACAACAGAACCCCAGCCAAAGGCUGUCCUUUCCACCUGGUGGACUCCUGCCAGUGGCCCCAGUGCAACCCCACCUGCCCGGCCUUGGUGGACCGGGCCACGCAGCAGGAGCUCACCUUGCUCCAGAUGAUGGUCGCCAUGGGCCUCGACCUCCAGAAGCUGGGUCUGGAUCCCCAGGGAGAUGCAGAGUCUCUGGCCAGCAUGGUUACUAGCAACGGUGGCUAAAUGUAAAAUAAAGUGUAUCGAAGCUCGAGCUAUAUGCAAAAAGGCUUAAUAGAAGAAAUAAUGUGUUGAAAUUGUAAUGUAACCAUCGAAUUAGUACAGGAAUCGUCUCGUGCUGCUCAGUGUUCCAUUGUGUGCUUCAUGUGUCUGUUAAUGUGGUGACCGGUGGUGGUGUCACUGGGUCGGAGUGGUUUGGCCGUCCCUCUACUGGACACGAGAGGGAACAGCGCUUAGGUCCAACUCAAAGGUGUUUGAGUUGUGCUGGUUGAAUAGUUUUGACAGGCACACGUACUGACGGCUCUCUCCUUCAACACACUUUCAUCGCGAUCACAGGAAAAUCAAACUUCAGAGCGUAGCAGUAGAGUUGAUGUUUAAUGAAUAGAGGCUCCUUCAAAAAUAUCAGCACCUGUUGCUUUGACAAGGCUCAUGAAAAAUAAACAUUUGCACACACUAUACUAUCGUAGGUUAACAUUUUAAUAUGCUUUAAAGAAAGAUGUAUGUACUGGGAAGUACUUUCUACCAAACAGUCGAUAGUUUUCAUUCAAUAUCAGUUAUUCAUGUGCCAACUUUUGAUUAUUCUGAUUUGGAUUCAGACUAACCUGAUAAUGUUUUUUUACAAGUUCAAAAAGACACUGGUUGUGAUUUCUGCGACUCAGUUUUAGUCUCUCGCUCCCGAUGGUGAAUGUGCACGGUGUUCUUCUGUAAAGGCCGGCAGGAGUUCAACUAUUUAAAAUGUGCCGUCUGCAUUAAAUUAAUAUAAUCGCCUUAAAAACAAACAACGCUGUGGUUAUUUACCGCUCAGUGGUCAGGACCACGAGGGACAUGCAUGGACAUAUGUCAGGCUACGUAUUGCAAUCCUUAAUAGUUCUCAAUAUUGGCAACUUAUGGCUUCUUUCCCAAAUGGUGUGCAUGGCAAGGCAUUUUCAGAUGUGACUGUAACUGUGUGUUAUAUUUUCAUCGAGGUGCAGUAAUAACAAAUGAUAAUAAUGUGACAAUAACUGUUCCUGCUGUUAAGAAGCAUCAGACUGAGUUGUUGCUCAUGUUGAAACAGGGAAUAAAGAUUUUAAUUGGCUCUGACAA